AUCCGACCCUUAGAAAGCCAGGGUAUUGAAAGAUUGCAUCCCAUGCAAUUUGAUCAUAAAAAGGAAUUAAGGAAACUCAACAUGUCUAUCCUGAUCAACUUCUUAGAUCUCUUGGAUAUAUUAAUAAGAAGCCCAGGCAGCAUAAAAAGAGAAGAGAAACUGGAAGAUUUAAAACUGCUAUUUGUUCAUGUGCAUCACCUUAUAAAUGAAUAUCGACCUCACCAAGCAAGAGAGACUUUGAGAGUCAUGAUGGAAGUGCAGAAACGUCAGCGUUUAGAAACUGCAGAGAGAUUUCAGAAACAUCUAGAACGAGUUGUAGAAAUGAUUCAGAAUUGCUUGGCUUCUCUGCCAGAAGAUUUACCUCAUUCAGAUGGAGGAAUGAGAAUAAAAGCUGAACCAAUGGACACUGAAGACAGCAUAAACUGUAUUGGAUCGAAUGAACAGCAAAGAACAAUCUCUAGCGUAAAAAAAGAUCAGGUUUUGGAUAAAGAUGCUAACAUGUGUAGCAUUAUUGAUGAAAUGACAUGAAAAAGCUUUGGAUUUGGGAUUUUCAGGGAACAUGCAACUGAUGCCAAGGAAUUAGAAUAUGAUGUUUCUUUUCCUUUUGCUAUGACUAUUUAAACAGUAAUGGAACACAAUGUAUAAAUCAGUAAAUAUUGAUAAUUUAUUUGUUUAGCUUUUGCAUGUAUAUACUUGACUUUAAAGUACAUCAGUCUUACUGAUAACUUUACCCAUUAUGCUAAUUAUACAUAUCAGUAUCCAAAUUUUGCUGAUGGUCAUUAUUGAAAUAUGGAGGUACUUUAAGGAAUUUAAAUACAUGUGAUGAUUCCUUGUUUAGGUUAAAUUAAUUUAAACAUGUAUACAAAGUGAAAGUUAAAACAAUAAAUAUUUUUGUUCUUGUUAUGAAUGUUUGUGAAUUAAAGUAAUUGCUUCUGAAGAUAAGGAAGCUUGGCGACUAACAUUUGUUAAAAAGAAUGAAAUUCCAAAUUCUUUGAGAUAACUUUAUCUUUAAAAUAUUUAACAGAAGACUUGAUCCAAAUUAGCCUUGUAUUUUACAGGAUGAGCCAUAUUGCUUCCACCCUAUUUAAAUAUAACUCAAUUGUAUUGGGUUGUAAUACAGUUGUUCUUCAGAUCAUAACUGCUUGUUAAUGCUGACUUAAAUAUAUUUGAAUUACUGUGUUGAAA
Molecule: messenger RNA, 1185 nt
Organism: Thamnophis sirtalis
Lineage: Eukaryota; Metazoa; Chordata; Lepidosauria; Squamata; Natricidae
Gene: MED7
Product: mediator complex subunit 7
Biological process (GO): regulation of transcription by RNA polymerase II
Cellular component (GO): mediator complex
Molecular function (GO): transcription coregulator activity
Source: RefSeq, a predicted model, not a curated record